Molecule: messenger RNA, 2849 nt
Organism: Caenorhabditis auriculariae
Lineage: Eukaryota; Metazoa; Nematoda; Chromadorea; Rhabditida; Rhabditidae
Source: the annotation of a GenBank genome assembly
AUGGGAACAAAAGCGCAAGGUUUUAUUCUAAUAAAUUCAUGCAUGAUUCCGUUUUCGUAUUGGAUGAUUGUAGGAGGAUCGAAGAAAGCCUCGAAAAACAAGUUUUUUUUCUAAUUGUUAAAAAUUAAUAACAGAUAUCAUUAAGAAUAUCAAGCAAAGAAAAUGAAGAGGUUUGCUGGUAAUCGGAUGAUAAGUGAACAUCGUGAGGUAAGGUUGACCGAAUGUACAAAGGAGAAGCUCAGCCGGAGAGAGGAACCGUCGUACACAUACAGAAAGAGACGAAGGUGCCCUUGGGCGACGAACCGUGAAUUUCGACUUUGAAAAUACUUUGGAAUCCUUAGUUUCAGACAUCGGUUACGAGAAGAUAUAAUCGGCUCUUUCGGAAUGGCCGAUGCCAUGUCAUUCAUUAAUCGCCGACGUUCCGUCUUUCGAUAUGAAGUCGCCGGAAGUAGCAGCAGAUUAAAGGUGACAAAGAAAGUUUUUCCCUUUUCGGUUAGUCAUCAAAUGGAAAGUAGUCUCUUUCUCAACUUAAUUCACUAAAAGAGAGUGAACUCGCGUUCCAAGUGUAUCAGAAACUUAUUUUGUCGCAGAAAAUCCAAGUUAUUAGUUGAGAAAGUUUAAAGCAGGAUUCCGAUUGCUCUUUGUUCUUUUGAACUUAAAAUUUCAACCGGUAGCGCUUUGGCGAUCUCAGCGUUGAAAGUCGUGGAGCAACAGUCUACGAAUCUCGGUUAAAAAUUGGAAAGAAGUACUGCAGAAAGCGGAAAAUUCACAAGGCAUCAAUGAAAACGUUAACUUGAGUUCAAUUUUAGCGCGAAUCGAUAAUGAUGGUACGAUUAAUAAAGCUGAAUGUAAACCGAGCUCUGAGAAUAAAUGCACGAGGAGAGCUGAACAACCUUCGAUAUAUCUUGACAUCUCCUGUAAGUCUUCAGAUAGUUGAGAAACCUCUUCACAAGAUUGUUCAAGACUGACCUCUCGCUUGAUGUUCUGCUUCGUAAAUACCCGAAAAUGGACAACGGCUCGAUUUCACAUAUUCUCCUGGAGACGUUCACUUGCCUCAAAGAACUGCAUUCGGUGGGCUCAACUCAGAUCUUUUCAGACUUGCUUGAGGAGAAGAUGAGUCAUCGAUCACACCGUGAUUCCUCCACUUUUCACAUGAGAAGGAGUGUAAUCUAUGCAAUAAAUUGGAAAAUGAUUUUCCGCCAUUUUCCUGAAACUCGAAAAUGACUAUAAUUAGUCUUUUUUUACACUUUUUUUCUUUUUUUUUAAGACCAACCCUUCUUUUUGAAAUCUGAUUGCAUCAAAUAAAGUCGAAAUCAAUGAAUUUCUAACGAGUUUCAAAUCUUCUCUAUUUCGAGGAAAAUGGCGCAAAAUCUUUCUUCCCUUUAUUGCCUCCGGUUUAGAGCAGAUUUAUUUCUGUUGCUGUAUUUAUAGUUUUUUUAAGUUUUGAGUUUGCUGUGCAGUUCCGGUGAAACGCGAGCAGUCCUGCGGCGCAUAUCGACCAACGGCUUGAUUCAAAUUUUUCAUAUUUUUUCGUGUAAAUUGUGUGAGACUGCGUCGAGUUUCUCAACUUUUUCCACGCCUGUUCAGCCCUUUUGAAAGCUAUACGUCGCGAGCUUAUGUACCGGCCAGACUGUUGUGGCCAUCUUUUCUAGAGAAACUAAAUCGAUUGUCUUUAUUUUCUCAUCAUCACGCGAAGCCUUGUUACUUGAGGUUAAUAGCAAAAGAAGAGAGAAAGUUGAAGAAUGCAAUUUGUCCAAAUCUCCGCAGAAUCCGGCAGGGCUGCAGGGAGAUAUCAAUUGAUAAACGAAAUACGUUUUCGGAGCCAAAAGUUUUCCAUCUCGAAUGUCUAACAGUAUCACUUAAGACGCGUUGCGCGCAUUUCGAUGUGCAGCCUUCCUCCUUCGCAUUGAAAAAAGACGACAAAAAGACUUUUCUCUUCGUGAAGUUGGGGUUUGCCGUUCAACUGAGCAAAGAAAGCAGGUGAAGACUUGAAAAAAAAAUUGAAAGUUUACAGCUCGGAGGAAGAAAAAAAAAAUCUUGCAGCCGACCUACGACGACUUAUGAAGGCGGUAAUCGGCGGUACGCAUCGCGCAGAGCCCACACAGAUCAACUGCGGGGACGGGCCGAUGAUUUCGAGUCUUUCGCCUUUAUGGCCUACGAGAUAGUCCACAUGGUUUUGUUUCGAACUAGUUCUAGGGUCCAUGGGAGUUUUUGGAGCUCGCAUAAAGUAAAUAUUGUUUUUUUUUUCAUCUUAAUUUUCUCUUUAAAAGCUCAAAUCGAAUCUUUAGUUAUAGUUUCUUGUUCACAAUUCCGAAAACACUCGAGAUCCGAUGAAGUAUCAGAGGUCAGACGUUUCUCCGGUGAAUUUUUACUAAAUUAGUGGUGAGAAAAAAAUUAAUUUUUUUAAAGUGAAUUCUGUGAGAUGUUAUGUUAUAUUUCUUUUCACGUCAGCUUUUUUCUAUGUGAGAAUAUAAUGUUCGAUUUCGACAGAAAGAAACUUCAGGAGAAGUUGCCUUGGUGGAAAGAAGCGGACGACCGUAUGGUGCAGUAUAUGAAGUGGACCUUCAUAAGAACUUUGGACACCAAAAAAGACGAUUCAUGUCGCAUAGUUAGUUCCUGCUCGGAUUCAUACAAUUUCCGAAAAAUAAGAACCCUAUUUGACCUUUCUUCAGGUGGCCGUGAUUGCCGAAAACGCUUAUUCCUGCUCGAGAACAAACUCGGACAAAAUCGAAGCAGCGAUAAUGGACGUCCUGGCGGUUGGAAUGAGUCCUUGUUCUGCUCACCUUCUCAGGUAUUUGCAGCAUUGGGCCAUGAAACACAAAGGCGAACCUCUGGCCUGGGAGAAAUGA